Molecule: messenger RNA, 600 nt
Organism: Exophiala spinifera
Lineage: Eukaryota; Fungi; Ascomycota; Eurotiomycetes; Chaetothyriales; Herpotrichiellaceae
Exons: 1
Coding region: 1-600 (199 amino acids)
Source: RefSeq, a predicted model, not a curated record
AUGGCUCCAAACCUCAGUCAAGCACUGUCGCUGAUCGACGCCGCCCACGCCGAAGACCCAAACAAAAUCACCGUCCAGGACACGUCGAUUCCCUAUGAACUACACUACGCCCAGAAAAUGACCCAUUUCCUCACGCUGCACACUCCUGACCCGUCCCCUCUUCUGCAGACGGCGGCACGAGCCCAACACUUCCGCCGCUGGGAAGUCCCGCGCGACUCGUACCCGCGCACGAGGCCGGGGUACUUCGCAUGGCGCACGUUUCUGAAAAAGCGCCAGGCUGACCAGGUCAAGCAAAUCUGUCUCGAGUGCGACUACUCGGCCGAAGAGGCGGACAAAGUGGCCUCACUGAUCGCCAAGGAAGAUCUCAAGAAGGGCGAGGGCAAAGGAGACCCGGACGCACAAGUCAUCGAGGACGUGGCCUGCCUCGUCUUUCUAGACGAUCAGUUCGACGAGUUCGAAAAGGGCCACGACGAGGAGAAGAUCAUCGGCAUAUUACAAAAGACGUGGACGAAGAUGGGCAAGAGGGGACAAGAGCUCGCAUUGGCCAUGGAUUUGAGUCCCCGGGCGAAAGAGAUGGUGGGCAAAGCACUUGCAGGGUAA